Symbiodinium pilosum is the source of this 990-nucleotide messenger RNA. Lineage: Eukaryota; Dinophyceae; Suessiales; Symbiodiniaceae. The record is from the annotation of a GenBank genome assembly.
AUGCUGAAUGGAACAGCCGUGCUUCGGUUUGCCAGUUGGCAGAUGAUUGAUGCUUGGGAGCAUGACGGUUCCCUGGUGCGCAGCUGGGAGAACCGCACCUUGCCAACCGACCAAACACAAGCAGGCCCUUGGGGUGUUUGCGUGGAGUACAUGGUGGAACUAGCCAACCGAUUGGAUGCUCGCCCGUGGUUUUCAAUGCCCAAGGCACCAGAGACCCAGCCUGAUAGUGUGGAUGGGUAUGCGACCGAAUUCGCAUCUCAGCUGUGUCGGGCUGGGCUGGUGAAUCGAAGCCUGAAGGCAGAGCUAUCAGUCUACGUGGAGUACAGAUCUUGCUGCCGGAGUGGCUUGGCGCCAGGAUGGGACUCACAGGAGAAUGCAGUACAAUCGCUAACUUUAUGGAAAACUUGGGAGCAAGCGGGCUUCAAUCCAGAUCGACUCAUCAACGUCAUAUCGUCACUUCAACAGCUUGACAAAUUUGGGACUGAUGUGACGUCGGUAGAAGCGGCCGCAAUUGAAGCUUCGUUUUCAGACGUGUGCAAAUAUGGCGAGACGCCCUGCGUGGACUUCAGCUCCAUGGAGGCCAAUCGGAGCUUUGGAGCUUUGAGCCCCGCUGAACUGAUAGAUGCGGUGAUUCGUCCUGCCAUGUUGAAGCAAGAAGCGGAGAUCAAUCAAAGAGUUCAGCAAGCCCUUCACUAUGGCUUUGAGAUCAUUGCAUUCAACGCGCUGCCCCUCAUUUCAGCCCGGGGUUAUGGACAUCGUGGGAACCUGAAUUGGGCCCUCCGAUGCGAGACCUGCUUGAUGCGAACGCUUGGGCGACGCUAUGGUAGUAGGGAGCAGUCGCAAUUGGCGGCUGAUGGCUGGGUUUUCGAGGCGCUUUCCCGCACGCCAUGGUUGUACAGCAAUGGACAAGUAUGUUGCGCUGUGGCAGCAGUUGCUCCUGUGCUGGAACCAGCUGCCAUGGUUGCUGCUGUGUCCGAUUCAUCACGUUAA